Parasteatoda tepidariorum (common house spider) is the source of this 3312-nucleotide messenger RNA. RefSeq names its product Establishment of cohesion (gene eco). The record is from RefSeq and is a predicted model, not a curated record. Gene Ontology annotation, biological process: mitotic sister chromatid cohesion. NCBI's taxonomy places the organism in Eukaryota, Metazoa, Arthropoda, Arachnida, Araneae, Theridiidae. Gene Ontology annotation, cellular component: nucleus; chromatin. Gene Ontology annotation, molecular function: protein-lysine-acetyltransferase activity.
UGCCACUUCCACUAUAUCUGUAGAAUUUUUUUUAAAGUUUCAUUCAUUCCGUUGUAGUUCGUAAAAUGCAAUCAUAUUAUUCUUUGUAGCAAGGAAAAGGAAACAGAUGGAAAAUAUUGAGUGCGGAAAGUGGAAAAGAUUGAGCAGCACUCAUCAUAUUUCUUUUUUGAAAACACAUAGUGGAAAAAGUUCGCGCUUAAAAUUUUAUUUAUAUUAACUUUCCUUUUCGUCCGUAUUCUUCUUUAUUUCCUUUGUGUUAUCGAGUUUUAAUGAGCCAUAUGUAUGCGGCCAAUAAAAGAAUUCAUUUUAUUUAUAAUUAUAGUUUUUUAACUGACUUAAAUUCUUUUAAAAAAAUUCUUUUUUGCACAAUUGAAAAUGUUGGUCAAUGAUGAGGAACAAGCCAAUGUUAAUAAUUUCUACAGUCCUUUGUGCAAAACUAAACCGUAUUUAACCCCUGAACAAAGGAAAAAAUUACGAGAAAAAAGGAAGAUUGAUAUAUCUCCUGUAACUGAAGAUAUUGAUAAGUCAAGUCAGAAUAAAAAAGUCAAGCGACUUUUUUCUCAGAAGCCGAAAUCAAAGACAACUGGUCAAAAAGCAUCUCAGAAAAAAGUGACUAAGGUUAGUCUGCCAGAAGUUUGCUGUACUGCUGCUACAUGGGUACCCCAAAACAAGAAAACUUCCGGAAAUAAGAAGUUUUUCAAAUCUAGAUCUCCUGGGCAUUUGAAGAAAGCUAAAUUCGUUUUAGAGUAUAAAAAGUCACGCUUAGAAUUUGGUGUUAGCUCUUCGAAUAUUUCUUCACCAAAAUCUGUGCAUAAUGCCAUGACUGAAUCUGUUGAAAAAGAAUUGAAUGUGAGUGAAAAAGUGACUGAAAAUCCACAUAUAGUGACAGUGGCUUCAAUUGAGAACGAAUUUAAGCAGUCAAUUCGAGAAGAGACUGCUAAAGAGUUAGUUUUAGAGUCACCUCCUAAAGUUGUGUGUAAUGAGAAAACUGUCUAUGAAGUAUUUCAAUCUCCAGAAGCAGUUAAAACUGGAACUCUUGCAUCUGAUUCAGUAUCCACUUCUCCUGUCAAGCAGGAAAUUCAAUCAACUACAAGUAAACCUAAGAAUUAUCCAAUCUUUGAUAAGGAAAAUAUAAAAAAGAUAAAAUGGGAUACUUCUCCAUAUGAAAAGUUUUUAAAUGAAUCUUUUCGCACAAAAGACAAAUCGAAAGGUGGCGAGCAACUGAUUAUAGAUGCUGGGCAAAGAAAGAUUGGAGCUAUCAUGUGUGGAACUUGCAACAUGGUGUAUACAAUUGGUCACGAAGAAGAUGAGAAGCUUCAUUCUGAGAAUCAUGAUAUAUAUCUUCAAUUAAAAUUUCCAGGCUGGAAAGAUGAGAGAGUGAUUGGUAACUAUGAUGAUGGCAGAGUAAUUAAGAUACUGAAAGAGGAUAAACAUUUUAAAUUGAAAAAAGUUCAAGAUAUUCUGCUUCUCAUUAAUAGGGAGUUAGGUUUUCCUUCUGCAGUGUAUAAUGGGUACCUCCAAGGACAGAAUAUCAUGAUUAUAAUGUUCAUUUCGAGUGAUAAAUUUGUUAAAGGUUGUUUAGUUGCUGAAUCAAUCACUUCGGCUUCACCAGUUGUGUUACAUGAGACAGGUACAUCUAAAAGCUAUUAUGCCAGUUCAAAAACAGUCCGUGCAAUUUGUGGCAUAAACAGAAUUUGGGUUGCAAGAAAGUGUCGGAAACAAAAAAUUGCUUCUCGUAUGGUAGAUUGUUUAAGAAGUAAUUUCAUCCUUGGUCUAGUGGUGAGUCUGGAAGAACUAGCAUUUACGGAUCCUACUGAAGAUGGCAUGCAAUUUGCUUCUUCUUAUACAGGAACUGAUAACUUUCUUGUCUAUAAAUAAGUAUUUUGUUUAGAAUACUUUUAUCUGUGAUUUCAAAGACUUUAAGAUUUAUUUCUGUGUUUACUAAAAGUUUGUAUAUUGAGAACUCAAAAGAUUCUAUGUUUAGUUCAAUAUUUGAAAUAUUUUUUUAUUUAUCUGAAAGCAUUUCAGUCUAUUUUUUAUUUUGUAAAAAAACGAAGAAUAUUAUUUUUGUGUUUUCUUUUUAAAAUGUGCUGUGUUUAAAAAAUCUAAUAGUUUUAUAUACUUUCAUAGUUCGUGUAUUGAUUUUUCAUGUUCCCAACAUUGAUUGUUAAAUCAGUAGUUUCAUUUUUAUUAUUAAUAACAUUGGUUUCAUUGUUAAAUUUUUCAUCAGCAAUUCAUAAAGUUAUGAUUAAUUUUAUUUUUCUAGAAUAUUUGAUGUUUAAUACAAGUGUUUCAGGCAGUAAUUCUCAAAUUAGGUCUUAUUAUCCUCAUAAUUUGCUGCACAAAUUUUAGUACCAAUAAUAUUUUUGUGUAAAAUUAUACCUCUCCCCCAAAUUUUAUUAGUAGUAUAUUAUUUGGUGCUUGAUUUCAUAUUAUUGUUUUACAAAUAAUUCGUAGCUUUUGAAUUACUUUAAUGUAGCUAUAUGAAAUUAACUAAAUUAUAAUAAUAUAUUUAAAAAUUGAAUAAAUGUAGAAAUUAAGUAUGUUAUGAAAAUAGUAAAAAUUAAUUUAAUUUGUACUCAAUUGUUUACUUUUAGCAUAUAUUUUUAAUGUAACCAAUUUUUUCUGAACAAUUUUUUUCCACGAUUUUCCUUUAAAUUUUUUUCUUCUUAUUAUUGCUUAUAUUUAUAUUAAUGUUUUAUUUUUAAUCAUGUUUAUCUGAAUUUCCAGCCUUUUUUCUUUCAAGUUAACUUAUUAAAAAAGUAUAUUUGUUCUACAUUUAAAACUUAUUUAGUGAAAAGUACUUAUCACCAGUUUUGUUUAUCUUAAUAGUGUUAAAUUUGAUUGAUGGAAAAUUGAAAUUGCUAGUUUUAAAGUUUUCCAAUGACAAUAAAAUGCUAAAUAAUUUUCCAAUGUUCAAAAAUGCGUAUUAAAUUUGUAUUUAUUUAUUUUAUGUUGAUCUCAAAAAAAGUUGCUUCUAAUGGAAGUGAUGAAAUUUUCCUUUGUUGAAUGGUAUUUUUCCUUAAUUAUUUUUAAAUUACAUUAUUUGGUGGCAAUAGUUUAUUUUAUAGCAUUGCAAAAAAUUGAAACUACCUAACUAUAGCAACAAAUAACCUUUUUUAAUUGCUGUCAUCAUUAAAAAAAUUUUUUUUUAAAUUUUUUUUAACUUUGUAUUUGUAUUCUUUUUUAAUUUAAAGUAUAUUUAGUUUUGUAAAAGUUAGUAUAAUAAAUGAAACUGAAUACUGUGCAUAAAAGAGUUUCAUUGCAGAUUCUAUAAAGCUUUGUAACUGAUUAAAAGUUGUCUGUGCAUUA